Molecule: messenger RNA, 2957 nt
Organism: Musa acuminata AAA Group (dessert banana)
Lineage: Eukaryota; Viridiplantae; Streptophyta; Magnoliopsida; Zingiberales; Musaceae
Product: alpha-N-acetylglucosaminidase-like
Exons: 19
Coding region: 68-2644 (858 amino acids)
Source: RefSeq, a predicted model, not a curated record
GGACACAGGUGACACACCCCUUCCCCACUCACCCACUUAAAAAUGCUCCGACCGGCCGGCCAUUCCCAUGGCUUCUCCUCGCCCGCUACCCCGAGUCCGUCCCCUCUGCGCUCUCUUCCUCUCUCUUCUCUUUCUCGUUUUCCUCCUCCCAUGGGCGGCCGGCUCUUCUCCGCUGGAGUCAUCCCACCUAUAUCGAGUCCUCCACGUCCAAGAACGGGAGCGCUUACCGCCCGCCGUCCAGGUGGCCGCCGCCCGUGGCCUUCUCGCCCGCCUCCUCCCAUUCCACGUUUCCAGCUUCGAAUUCGAGAUCGUUUCCAAGGAAACAUGUGGUGGAGCAGCAUGCUUCAUUAUUAGCAACCAUCCAUCAUUAAGUACAAAAGGAUUCCCAGAAAUACUAAUCCAGGGGACAAGUGGUGUUGAACUUUCUGCUGGUCUCCAUUGGUACUUAAAACACUGGUGUCUGAUACACAUAUCUUGGGAGAAGACCGGUGGUCUACAGUUGUCAUCUGUACCAAAAGUGGGCUCUCUUCCGCAUGUUCCUUCGGCUGGUAUUUUGGUACAAAGACCUGUUCCGUUGAGUUACUACCAGAAUGCUGUUACAUCCAGUUAUUCAUAUGCAUGGUGGAGUUGGGAAAGAUGGGAGAAGGAAAUUGAUUGGAUGGUUCUCCAAGGGGUCAACUUACCACUUGCUUUCAAUGGGCAAGAAGCCAUUUGGCAGAAAGUUUUUGAGAGGUAUAAUAUCAGCCGUAGAGAUCUGGAUGAUUUUUUCGGGGGGCCUGCAUUUCUUUCAUGGUCACGUAUGGGAAACUUGCAUGGAUGGGGUGGACCCUUGCCUCAAAGUUGGCUUGAUGAUCAACUUGUUCUUCAGAAGAAAAUUCUUGCUAGGAUGUACUCGUUUGGAAUGACUCCGGUUCUUCCUGCCUUUUCUGGGAAUGUUCCUUCGGUGUUGAAAUCCAAAUUUCCUUCAGCUAAAAUUACUCACCUUGGAAAUUGGUUUACAGUUCAUAGUGAUCCAAGGUGGUGUUGUACAUAUCUUUUAGAUGCAACUGAUCCUUUGUUUAUAGAAAUUGGAAAGGCAUUUAUGGAACAACAACUUAAAGUAAUGCAACAAAUUACUCAUUUAAGAUUUGAAACAAUGUUCACUUAUUCUGCAGAAUAUGGCAGGAGAAGUCACAUAUACAAUUGUGAUACAUUUGAUGAGAACACUCCACCUGUAGAUGAUCCAAAGUAUAUAUCUUCCUUGGGUUCUGCAAUAUAUAAAGGAAUGCAAAGUGGUGAUGAUGAUGCAAUAUGGCUCAUGCAGGGUUGGUUAUUUUCAUAUGACCCGUUCUGGAAACCACCUCAGAUGAAGGCUCUCUUGCAUUCAGUUCCAAUUGGGCGGAUGGUAGUUCUUGAUCUAUUCGCUGAAGUAAAACCAAUAUGGAUUACAUCAAAACAGUUUUACGGUGUUCCAUACAUCUGGUGCAUGCUACACAAUUUUGCUGGAAAUAUUGAGAUGUAUGGUAUUCUCGAUGCAAUUGCACUUGGACCUAUUGAAGCUCGUACAAGUGAAAAUUCAACCAUGGUUGGCGUUGGAAUGUCUAUGGAAGGCAUCGAGCAAAAUCCUGUUGUUUAUGAUCUGAUGUCUGAAAUGGCAUUUCAUCAUAAACCAGUAGAUGUCAAGAUCUGGGUUGACUUAUAUGCAACAAGGAGAUAUGGAAGGUUUGUUCCAGCACUACAAGACGCCUGGCAGAUACUAUAUCAUACUCUAUAUAAUUGCACAGAUGGUGCCUAUGACAAAAAUCGAGAUGUAAUUGUUGCAUUUCCAGAUGUUGAUCCAUCUGUCAUAUUGAUACCAGAGAUAUCUGAAGAGAGAAAGCUUGUGCAUUUUAGUCGACAAUUAUCAAUAAGAGAGCCACUGAAGGAAACAGCUAAUUCUUAUGAUCAACCACAUUUAUGGUAUUCAACUGCUGAUGUCACACGCGCAUUAGUUCUUUUCCUAGAAAAUGGGUAUGAUGUAUCAGAUAGCCAGACUUUCAGAUAUGAUCUUGUGGAUCUCACCCGUCAGGCAUUAGCAAAGUAUGCAAACAAAGUAUUCUUGAAGAUUAUAGAAGGGUACAAACUUAGUAAUUUAAAACAAGCGACCAUAUAUAGCCAGCACUUUCUUGACCUUGUGAAAGAUCUGGACAUGCUUUUGUCAUGCCAUGAUGGUUUUCUGCUUGGCCCCUGGUUGGAAAGUGCCAAGCGCCUUGCAAGAGACCCAGAACAGGAGCAACAGUUUGAAUGGAAUGCAAGGACUCAAGUAACCAUGUGGUUUGAUAACACUGAGACUGAAGCUAGUUUGCUUCGUGAUUAUGGAAACAAGUACUGGAGUGGUCUUCUACUAGACUACUAUGGGCCAAGAGCAUCUAUAUAUUUCAAGUACAUGAUAGACAGCUUGGUGAAGGGGGAGAGUUUCCCAUUAGAAGACUGGAGGAGGGACUGGAUAGGCCUUACCAACAAGUGGCAAAGCAGUAGAAAUUUGUUUCCAGUAAAAGCUUCUGGUGAUGCUCUAAAUAUAUCUCGAUGGCUAUAUGACAAGUAUUUAUGUAGUGAUAACUUGCAAUCACUUUAUAUGGGUUCAAACUAUGAUGAAGCUGCUAAUUUUGUGAGCUUCUAUGUUUGACACAAUCUCCUGAUGAUAAUUUCGUUCCCGAAGUUCAAAAGAAUCUUAUUGCCUUGGGCUUUUUAUCAAAACAAUUAUGUUAUGAGUUGUUUGUUCCAUAAUGGAUUCCUAAUUUAUUUGUCAAGAAGGCAUUGUCUAGGCAAUGAUAUGUCAAUUUGCCACAAAUUGAGUUUCUUAUUACUCUGUAACACCAGAGUCAACUUAGUACUUAAUAUGUUUGGUGUUCCCACUGUUUAUGGACUAUGGAUAUUUCAAAAUAUAUUAAUGGGAACUUUUAGUACCAAACAAGAAGAUCAUCAUUUUUGACGAUAAA